Orycteropus afer afer is the source of this 1245-nucleotide messenger RNA. NCBI's taxonomy places the organism in Eukaryota, Metazoa, Chordata, Mammalia, Tubulidentata, Orycteropodidae. The record is from RefSeq and is a predicted model, not a curated record.
AUGUAUCAUGGAAUGAACCCGAGCAAUGGAGAUGGAUUUCUAGAGCAGCAGCAGCAGCAGCAGCCUCAGUCCCCCCAGAGACUCUUGGCCGUGAUCCUGUGGUUUCAGCUGGCGCUGUGCUUCGGCCCUGCACAGCUUACAGGCGAUUGCCGUAUCCCUCAAAUUGAAGAUGCUGAAAUUCAUAACAAGACGUACAGACAUGGAGAUAAGUUAAUCAUCACCUGUCAUGAAGGAUUCAAGAUCCGUUACCCUGACCUCUACAACUUGGUUUCAUUGUGUCGCAAUGAUGGAAUGUGGGAUAAUUUGCCCAUCUGUCAAGGCUGCCUGAGACCAUUAGCCUCUUCUAAUGGCUACGUGAACAUCUCUGAGUUCCAGACCUCCUUCCCAGUAGGGACUGUGAUCUCCUAUCACUGCUUCCCUGGAUUUAAACUAGAGGGGUCAGAGUACCUUGAGUGCUUACACAACCUUAUCUGGUCAUCCAGCCCACCCCGGUGCCUUGCUCUGGAAGCCCAGAUUUGUCCACUACCUCCAAUGGUGAGUCAUGGAGAUUUCAUCUGCCACCCUCGGCCUUGUGAGCGCUACAACCAUGGGACAGUGGUGGAGUUCUACUGUGAUCCUGGCUACAGCCUCACCAGUGACUACAAGUACAUCACCUGCCAGUACGGAGAGUGGUUUCCUUCCUACCAAGUCUACUGCAUCAAGUCAGAACAAACAUGGCCCAGCACCCACGAGACCCUCCUGACCACGUGGAAGAUCGUGGCAUUCACAGCAACCAGUGUGCUGCUGGUGCUACUUCUCGUCAUCCUGGCCAGGAUGUUCCAGACCAAGUUCAAGGCCCACUUUCCCCCGAGGGGGCCUCCCAGGAGCUCAAGCAGUGACCCUGACUUCGUGGUGGUGGAUGGUGUUCCUGUCAUGCUCCCGUCCUACGACGAGGCCGUGAGUGGUGGGUUGAGUGCCUUAGGCCCUGGGUACCUGGCCUCUAUGGGCCAGGGCUGCCCCUUACCUGUGGAUGACCAGAGCCCCCCAGCCUACCCUGGCUCAACAGACAUGGACACAGGCCCAGGGGAGUCAGAAACCUGUGACAGCACCUCAGGCUCCUCUGAGCUGCUCCAGAGUCUGUAUUCACCUCCCAUGUGCCAAGGGGGCACCCGGCCAGCUUCUGACAAUCCUGACGCAAUGGCGAGCACAGCAGGGGAGGUGGCAUCCACCAGCCCAGGCAUCGACAUCGCAGAUGAUGUGAUAUAG